AUGGCGUCGUUUGCUCGAGUUGGUCUGCGGCGUGCUCAGGGAGCAUGGAGACGCUCGACGAGCACAUACAUCAAGAAUAUAGAGGCGGAGGAGCACUACGCCGUUGGCCUCACCAACACUUGGCGGAAUAUCUCGCUGUUUGGGGCCAUUCCGCUCUGUAUCUUCACCGCCUACAACGGAUGGCAGAAAGAGCAGGAGCACCACCACCACAUCCAGGAGCACGGGAAACCAGAGUUCCACGCCUACUCCCACCUCCGUAUCAGGACAAAGCCGUUUCCGUGGGGCGACGGGAACCAUUCUCUGUUCCACAACUCCGGAGCAAACGCUCUUCCCGAGGGUUACGAGGAGUGA
Molecule: messenger RNA, 351 nt
Organism: Geodia barretti
Lineage: Eukaryota; Metazoa; Porifera; Demospongiae; Tetractinellida; Geodiidae
Source: the annotation of a GenBank genome assembly